UUCCUCUUCCUCCAAGACUUAUUUAUUUGACUGGCAGAGUGAGAGAGAGAGACAGAAUUUUCCAUUUGCAGGUUUGUUCUCCAAAUGGCUGGAACAGUUGGGGCUGGUCCAGGUCAAAGUCAGGAAGCCGGAGCUCCAUCUGGGUCUCUCCACGUGACACAAGCCUUCCUCUGUUACCUUCCUAGGUGCAUGAGCAGGGAGAUGCAUUGAAAUAGAGCAACCAGAACUUUGACAUGGCCUGUGUCGUAAGACCUGUCAGCUCAACUGGCCAACACACAUCAAUAGCCCGGUGCUGUUUUCUUCCCCUCUUAGCUCUCUGUUCAAUUUGUGGUGAGGGUGAAAGAGCAGAAGGAAAGAAAAAGAUCACCCUGGGAUUGAGCUUUUUUUCCUUCUGCCUGUUCUUCAGCCCUUGGAAGCUGAGGGCAAAUCUUGAGUAGUCGUCAGACAACCAGAGUCAUAAUUAGUGGUCAGCCCUGAGAUUCACCUUGUAAACCUGGUUAGUACGGCCGUGCAGAGGAGGAACCAGCGCAUCCGCUCAGGAGGCGGUUGCCCAGGGAUCCCUCCGUUUAUAAUGGCUCAGAGAACUGGACUAGAGGAUCCAGAGCGGUAUCUCUUCGUGGACAGGGCUGUCAUCUACAACCCGGCCACCCAAGCCGACUGGACAGCCAAGAAGCUCGUGUGGAUUCCCUCCGAACGUCAUGGUUUCGAGGCAGCUAGCAUCAGAGAGGAGCGGGGGGACGAAGUGGUGGUGGAGCUGGCGGAGAACGGCAAGAAGGCGAUGGUCAACAAGGAUGACAUCCAGAAGAUGAACCCGCCCAAGUUCUCCAAGGUGGAGGACAUGGCCGAGCUGACGUGCUUGAACGAGGCCUCCGUUUUACACAAUCUGAAGGAUCGUUACUAUUCCGGGCUUAUCUACACGUACUCUGGACUCUUCUGCGUAGUCAUCAACCCUUACAAGAACCUCCCGAUUUACUCUGAGAACAUCAUCGAGAUGUACAGAGGGAAGAAACGCCACGAGAUGCCUCCGCACAUCUAUGCCAUAUCCGAGUCCGCCUACCGCUGCAUGCUGCAAGAUCGUGAGGACCAGUCAAUUCUUUGCACGGGCGAGUCCGGCGCUGGCAAGACGGAGAACACCAAGAAGGUCAUUCAGUACCUUGCCCAUGUUGCUUCUUCACAUAAGGGAAGGAAGGACCAUAACAUUCCUGGAGAACUUGAACGGCAGCUUUUGCAAGCAAAUCCAAUUCUGGAAUCAUUUGGAAAUGCGAAGACUGUGAAAAAUGAUAACUCAUCUCGUUUUGGAAAGUUUAUUCGGAUCAACUUCGACGUAACUGGCUAUAUCGUUGGGGCCAACAUUGAAACCUACCUUCUAGAAAAGUCUCGUGCUGUUCGUCAGGCAAAAGAUGAGCGGACUUUCCAUAUCUUCUAUCAGCUGUUAUCCGGAGCAGGAGAGCACCUGAAGUCGGACUUGCUCCUUGAAGGGUUUAAUAACUACAGAUUUCUCUCCAAUGGCUACAUUCCCAUCCCGGGCCAGCAGGACAAGGAUAAUUUCCAGGAGACCAUGGAAGCAAUGCACAUCAUGGGCUUCUCUCACGAAGAGAUUCUGUCAAUGCUCAAAGUAGUGUCCUCAGUGCUGCAGUUUGGAAAUAUUUCUUUCAAAAAGGAGAGAAAUACCGAUCAAGCUUCCAUGCCGGAGAAUACAGUCGCACAGAAACUCUGCCAUCUGCUGGGGAUGAGCGUGAUGGAGUUCACUCGGGCCAUCCUUACCCCCCGGAUCAAGGUCGGCCGAGACUACGUGCAGAAAGCCCAGACCAAAGAGCAGGCAGACUUUGCGGUGGAGGCUUUGGCAAAGGCUACCUACGAGCGGCUCUUCCGCUGGCUUGUCCACCGCAUCAAUAAAGCUCUGGAUCGGACCAAACGCCAGGGGGCGUCCUUCAUUGGGAUCCUGGAUAUUGCUGGAUUUGAAAUUUUUGAGCUGAACUCCUUCGAGCAGCUGUGCAUCAACUACACCAACGAGAAGCUGCAGCAGCUCUUCAACCACACCAUGUUCGUGCUGGAGCAGGAGGAGUACCAGCGUGAGGGCAUUGAGUGGAACUUCAUCGACUUCGGCCUCGACCUGCAGCCCUGCAUCGACCUCAUCGAGAGACCGGCUAACCCUCCAGGGGUGCUGGCCCUUCUGGAUGAAGAGUGCUGGUUCCCCAAAGCCACAGACAAAACCUUUGUGGAGAAGCUGGUCCAAGAACAGGGUUCACACUCCAAGUUCCAGAAGCCUCGGCAGCUGAAAGACAAAGCCGACUUCUGCAUCAUCCACUACGCGGGGAAGGUGGACUACAAGGCAGACGAGUGGCUGAUGAAGAACAUGGACCCACUGAACGACAACGUGGCCACCCUCCUGCACCAGUCAUCAGACCGAUUCGUGGCAGAGCUCUGGAAAGACGUGGAUCGCAUCGUGGGUCUGGAUCAAGUCACUGGGAUGACGGAGACAGCCUUUGGCUCCGCAUACAAGACCAAGAAGGGCAUGUUCCGCACCGUGGGGCAGCUCUACAAGGAGUCCCUCACCAAGCUGAUGGCCACCCUCCGGAACACCAACCCCAACUUCGUACGCUGCAUCAUCCCCAAUCACGAGAAGCGGGCCGGGAAGCUGGACCCCCACCUGGUGCUCGACCAGCUCCGCUGCAAUGGUGUCCUGGAGGGGAUCCGCAUCUGUCGCCAGGGCUUCCCCAACCGCAUCGUCUUCCAGGAGUUCCGGCAGAGAUACGAGAUCCUCACUCCAAAUGCUAUUCCCAAGGGCUUCAUGGAUGGCAAGCAGGCCUGUGAGCGGAUGAUCCGGGCGUUAGAACUGGACCCAAACUUAUAUCGAAUCGGACAGAGCAAGAUAUUUUUCAGAGCUGGUGUUCUGGCUCACUUAGAGGAAGAAAGGGAUUUAAAAAUCACCGACAUCAUCAUCUUCUUCCAGGCUGUCUGCAGAGGUUACCUUGCCCGGAAGGCCUUUGCCAAGAAGCAGCAGCAGCUGAGUGCCCUGAAGGUGCUGCAGCGGAACUGCGCCGCGUACCUGAAGCUGCGCCACUGGCAGUGGUGGCGUGUCUUCACCAAGGUGAAGCCUCUGCUCCAGGUCACUCGCCAGGAGGAGGAGCUUCAGGCCAAAGACGAGGAGCUCCUGAAGGUGAAGGAGAAGCAGACAAAGGUGGAGGGUGAGCUGGAGGAGAUGGAACGCAAGCACCAGCAGCUCCUGGAGGAGAAGAACAUCCUGGCGGAGCAGCUGCAGGCAGAGACUGAGCUGUUCGCCGAGGCUGAGGAGAUGCGGGCGCGGCUGGCUGCCAAGAAGCAGGAGCUGGAGGAGAUCCUGCACGACCUGGAGUCCAGAGUGGAGGAGGAGGAGGAGAGAAACCAGAUCCUCCAGAAUGAGAAGAAGAAGAUGCAGGCGCACAUCCAGGACCUGGAGGAGCAGCUGGAUGAAGAGGAAGGGGCCCGGCAGAAGCUGCAGCUGGAGAAGGUGACAGCCGAGGCCAAAAUCAAGAAGAUGGAAGAGGAGAUUCUGCUGCUUGAGGACCAGAAUUCCAAAUUCAUCAAAGAGAAGAAGCUCAUGGAGGACCGCCUCGCCGAGUGCUCCUCUCAGCUGGCUGAGGAGGAGGAGAAGGCCAAGAACCUGGCCAAGAUCCGCAGCAAGCAGGAGGUGAUGAUCUCAGACCUGGAAGAGCGCCUGAAGAAGGAGGAGAAAACGCGGCAGGAACUGGAAAAGGCCAAGCGGAAGCUGGACGGUGAGACCACGGACCUGCAGGACCAGAUCGCUGAGCUGCAGGCGCAGAUUGACGAGCUAAAGGUGCAGCUGGCCAAGAAGGAGGAGGAGCUGCAAGGCGCGCUGGCCAGAGGCGAUGACGAGACGCUGCACAAGAACAACGCGCUCAAGGUGGUGCGGGAGCUGCAGGCACAGAUCGCCGAGCUGCAGGAAGACUUGGAGUCCGAAAAGGCGUCGCGGAACAAGGCAGAGAAGCAGAAGCGGGACCUGAGCGAGGAGCUGGAGGCCCUGAAAACAGAGCUGGAGGACACACUGGACACCACCGCAGCGCAGCAGGAAUUGCGCACUAAGCGUGAACAGGAAGUGGCGGAACUGAAGAAGGCACUCGAGGAAGAGACCAAGAACCAUGAAGCUCAGAUCCAGGACAUGCGGCAGCGACACGCCACUGCCCUGGAGGAGCUCUCAGAGCAGCUGGAGCAGGCCAAGAGGUUCAAAGCCAACCUGGAGAAGAACAAGCAGGGCCUGGAGACUGACAACAAGGAGCUGGCCUGCGAGGUGAAGGUGCUGCAGCAGAUCAAGGCCGAGUCCGAGCACAAGAGGAAGAAGCUGGACGCGCAGGUGCAGGAGCUGCACGCCAAGGUCUCCGAGGGAGACCGGCUGAGGGUGGAGCUGGCCGAGAAGGCGAGCAAGCUCCAGAAUGAGUUGGAUAACGUCUCAACCCUGUUGGAGGAAGCAGAGAAGAAAGGGAUUAAAUUUGCCAAGGAUGCAGCUGGUCUUGAAUCCCAGCUGCAGGACACACAGGAGCUCCUGCAGGAGGAGACACGGCAGAAGCUGAACCUGAGCAGCCGCAUCCGGCAGCUGGAGGAGGAGAAGAACAGUCUGCAGGAGCAGCAGGAGGAGGAGGAGGAAGCCCGGAAGAACUUGGAGAAGCAGGUGUUGGCCCUGCAGUCCCAGCUAGCCGAUAGCAAGAAGAAAGUAGACGAGGACCUGGGGACCAUCGAGGCACUGGAGGAAGCCAAGAAGAAGCUUCUGAAGGAUGCAGAGGCCCUGUGCCAGCGCCUGGAGGAGAAGGCCCUGGCCUACGACAAGCUGGAAAAGACCAAAAACCGCCUACAGCAGGAACUCGACGACCUCACCGUGGACCUGGACCACCAGCGCCAGAUUGUGUCCAACCUGGAGAAGAAGCAGAAGAAGUUUGACCAGCUGCUAGCAGAAGAGAAGAACAUCUCCGCUCGCUAUGCAGAGGAGCGAGACCGGGCCGAAGCAGAGGCCCGAGAGAAGGAGACCAAAGCCCUGUCGCUGUCGCGGGCGCUGGAGGAAGCCCUGGAGGCCAAGGAAGAAUUUGAGAGACAGAACAAGCAGCUCCGGGCGGACAUGGAGGACCUGAUGAGCUCCAAAGAUGACGUGGGCAAGAACGUGCAUGAACUUGAAAAGUCCAAGCGGGCCCUGGAGCAGCAAGUGGAAGAAAUGAGGACGCAGCUGGAGGAGCUGGAGGAUGAGCUGCAGGCCACGGAGGACGCCAAGCUGCGGCUGGAGGUGAACAUGCAGGCCAUGAAGGCCCAGCUGGAGCGGGACCUGCAGGCGCGGGACGAGCAGAAUGAGGAGAAGAAGCGGCUGCUCGUCAAGCAGGUGCGGGAGCUGGAGGCUGAGCUGGAGGACGAGCGGAAACAGCGGGCACUGGCUGUUGCUGCCAAAAAGAAAAUGGAGAUAGACCUGAAGGAUCUGGAGGCUCAGAUCGAGGCUGCGAACAAAGCCCGGGACGAAGUGAUUAAGCAGCUUCGCAAGCUGCAGGCCCAGGUGAAGGACUGUCAGCGGGAACUGGAAGAAGCCCGUGCGUCCCGAGAUGAGAUUUUUGCUCAGUCCAAGGAGAGUGAGAAGAAGCUGAAGAGUCUAGAAGCAGAAAUCCUUCAGUUACAGGAGGAACUUGCCUCAUCUGAGCGUGCCCGCCGCCACGCCGAGCAGGAGCGAGAUGAACUGGCUGAUGAGAUCGCCAACAGCGCUUCUGGCAAGUCGGCGCUGCUGGACGAGAAGCGGCGCCUCGAGGCACGGAUCGCACAGCUGGAGGAGGAGUUGGAGGAGGAGCAGAGCAACAUGGAGCUGCUCAACGACCGCUUCCGCAAGACCACACUGCAGGUGGACACGCUGAACGCCGAGCUGGCAGCCGAGCGUAGUGCCGCACAGAAGAGUGACAAUGCGCGCCAGCAGCUGGAGCGGCAAAACAAGGAGCUCAAGGCCAAGCUGCAGGAGCUGGAGGGUGCUGUCAAGGCCAAGUUCAAGGCUACCAUCUCAGCCCUGGAGGCCAAGAUCGGGCAGCUGGAGGAGCAGCUAGAGCAAGAAGCCAAGGAACGAGCAGCUGCCAACAAGCUGGUGCGCCGCACCGAGAAGAAGCUGAAGGAGAUCUUCAUGCAGGUCGAAGACGAGCGGCGGCACGCGGACCAGUACAAGGAGCAGAUGGAGAAGGCCAAUGCCAGGAUGAAGCAGCUCAAGCGGCAGCUGGAGGAAGCAGAGGAGGAAGCUACACGUGCCAACGCCUCCCGGCGUAAGCUCCAGCGGGAACUGGACGAUGCCACCGAGGCCAACGAGGGCCUAAGCCGCGAGGUCAGCACACUGAAGAACCGGCUGAGGCGUGGGGGUCCCAUUAGCUUCUCUUCAAGCCGAUCUGGCCGACGCCAGCUGCACAUCGAGGGAGCGUCCCUGGAGCUGUCAGAUGAUGACACAGAAAGUAAGACCAGCGAUGUCAACGAGACGCAGCCGCCACAGUCGGAGUGA
Molecule: messenger RNA, 6502 nt
Organism: Ochotona princeps (American pika)
Lineage: Eukaryota; Metazoa; Chordata; Mammalia; Lagomorpha; Ochotonidae
Gene: MYH10
Product: myosin heavy chain 10
Exons: 41
Coding region: 572-6502 (1976 amino acids)
Cellular component (GO): myosin complex
Molecular function (GO): ATP binding; actin filament binding; cytoskeletal motor activity
Source: RefSeq, a predicted model, not a curated record